Messenger RNA from Calidris pugnax (ruff), 2917 nucleotides. It is a transcript of the gene FAM81A, whose product is annotated as family with sequence similarity 81 member A. Bases 447 to 1595 code for a protein of 382 amino acids. The transcript has 9 exons. The record is from RefSeq and is a predicted model, not a curated record. Lineage: Eukaryota; Metazoa; Chordata; Aves; Charadriiformes; Scolopacidae.
AAAAACACUCUGAGGUGCACAGGCAUUAGAGCAAGUAUUAGACAUAGGUUAUAAUGGAAGAUGGAGAACUGAACACUAUGGAUGUGAUUAUCCUUCAGAACGGGAGAAAUGGAGAACCUGCAGAAAAUAAGCCUGCAAGGCAGCCUGCUGAAGUGGGGAAGGGAUGCCUCAGUACAAAGAGCAAGGAGCGAACUUUGCAUCACUAAAAGUGUUUCUUCAGCAUGUCCCACGUAUGAUUUUUUUUUUCAAGCUUUUACAUGUCUGAUGUCAGUGACUUAAAGAAACGAUAAAGAAGUACUCCACAUUUGUAUGGAAAAUCUGCUUUACGUAUGAAGUGAGCUGUUAUUUUUGGCAAUCAGGCAUACCAUUUGCAACUGGGAAAAAUCUUUAUCUCGUCCGUGUGACAAGUAUAUUUGGAAUAUUCAACAUAAAUUAUUGACCAGAAAAUGGCCCAGCGAAGCCCAAUCUUCCCAACUCUUGCCCCUUCUGAAAGACGGGUUCGAAACAUAGCACUGCACAGCCAGGCAUUGACAGCGGUCCCGUUGGCAUCUGCAAGCCUGGUGGAUCAGCUGGAAGACAGAAUCCUAAGCCAUGAGAAAACAACGGCGGCUCUUGUGGAACACGCUUUUCGCAUUAAGGAGGACAUUGUUUCCACUCUGCACAGAAUGCAGAACAAAGGGGGGGGUGACCGGUUGGCUAGGCAACUCUUGGAAGAACAUAUCCGAAACAUAACGGCAAUAGUGAGGCAGCUUAAUCGGGACAUUGAGAUGCUGCAGGAACAGAUACGUGUCAGAGACAAUCUCAGCUAUGGAACAAAUUCUACCCUGAAGAGUCUGGAAAUGCGGCAGCUUUCUGGGUUAGGAGAUCUUCGGGGAAGAGUUGCAAGGUGCGAUGCUGGGUUAGCCCGACUGUCUGCAGAGCAUAAAAUUACAUAUGAAAGACUUCAGAGCCUAAGUAAAGACCAACACACAUCCAAGCUGAUCUUAGAAUCCAAAAUCAAAGAGGCAGAAAUACAGAUUUCUCAUCUUCUGAGCAGAGUAGAGCAAUCAAUAAUGCAGCAAGAAGCAAAGCUGAAGAUUGCCUACAAAGAGAGCAACCAACAGCUCCAUCUUCUGGAUACAAAAUUAAAAAAUGCUAUUGAGGAACUCAGCAGCCAGAUUUUGUCUGCACGUAGCUGGUUGGAACAGGAACAUGAAAGGAUUGAAAAAGAACUUGCGCAAAAAAUCGACCAACUCUCAUUGACUUUUAAGGAAAACACUGAAAUGAGUGAAAGAGCUAUAGAGAUGAAAUUCAACCAAAUGGCAGAGAAAAUUGACAAAAUGGAAGAAAUACAGAAGAUAACCAUGGAAGCACAUGAAGCCAAACAGACUGAAGAAAAGAUAAAUAUUCGCAUUGGAAAACUUCAAAAUGAGAUAAAUGAAGAUAUAAAAGAAAUGAAAGCUGAAGUUAAUGCCGGGUUUGCAGCUAUCUAUGAGAGCAUUGGGUCUCUACGGCAAGUCCUAGAAGCGAAAAUGAAGCUGGACAGAGAAGAACUACAGAAGCAGAUCCACCAAAUGAAGCAGGAGGUUCCAACGUGGGGAGAGGCUGGACCAUGACUAGAAGAUUUGGUCUGAGAGAUUAACGUUUACCUGGCUAAAUAGGCAGACUAUAAUCUUGUUCCAGUCUGCAGUACAAAUUAAAUGCAUGUACCAAAUGACAUGCUGCUGUUGCACAGGCCCGUACGCUUGCUCAAAGCAGUAAAUGCAAGCUCUUCACAGACCAGCUGACACCAAGCUUUUACGGGCUGAGGUGCUCAUUUGCCACUGCACUACUCCAGUUGCUCUCAGGAGAAUAAGCACCGUGUAAAACUGGAGUAAUAUAUUGGUGAAGCUGGCACCUAAUUUGCUAAAGGCAUUGCAGUGCUCCCCAGUUUCACACACUUGAUCAGGCAGGUGUAUGCUUAUAGAUAUAUAUAUAAAAGCACCUGCACACACUCCCCUUUUAAAAAAAAAGCAACCAAAAAACCGAAAAAAACCAACCCACACACAAACAAGGUGGCACCAUUUGUUUAGUAUCAGUUUGGCAAGGUUCUACACCAUGAUACAAAUUACUUAAUUGAAGCCAAUGGACAUUUUUACAGUGACUUUCUCUACUACUAACUUCCUGGGGAGACAGAAUUGGUACUAGACAGACCAAUUUUCAAAACCUAGAUACCACCAGAACAUUUUUGUUCAGUUUUGCAAAUAUCCUCUGUGUGUGUGUAAACUAAGUAGUGUUAUAAAAUGUAGUUGUAGACUAAGAUGAUUCAUGAACAACAUAAGAAACUUAAAUCACGUGGUCUUAAGUAUUGUGACCUUUUUAAAUUAACAACCAAGUGGAGCUGAGACAAGGUGUAUAUAGAGUAUUUUAUAACUGGGCAUGUGUUCCUGUGACUUGUUUCAUUAUAUUUGUAAAAACUUUCAAAGGUUUGAAAACAAAAGGGAAGGUGACAAUCUAACAUAGUCUGAAGAAUGUAAUGUAAAAUAAAAUGCAGUUUAUAAUCUGCUUCGAAAUUUUUAUGGAAGUAAAACAACUGACUUCAAAUUUGAAGUAGAGUUUAAUAAUUUAGUAGGUUCAAAUUGCUAAUUGCAUUCACAGUAUUUCCAAAUAAUGGUGCUUAUUUCCACUCCCAGAACAGAUUACAUAAUGAAAAUCAGCACCAAUAUGGCAUAUUAAUCUAGACAGGAAAAUAUAUAUAUGUUGAUUUUGUAUCCUUAUUCAUAGCUUGAUACUGCUCCUCAGUUUGUAAAUCCUGCAGGAUUAGGCAUUUAUGAAGAAUAAAAGACUUAUUCCAGUAUCCUAUUAAUUUAUACUACUAACAGUAAUUCAUAUACAAAACCACUAAUAUUUUAUACAAUCAUUACUGUUAAUUUAAAUAAAUUAAUAGGAUGUCUCUGCA